UCUCUUCUUUGGAACGUCUCCAGGGACCUCGCAGAGCCUUGACAGGAGCUUUUGUGUUAAUAUGACCCAGCAGAUGCAGAAUCUUCAGCUGACCCAGAGUAAGAAGGGGGCUGCUCCUGCCUCCCCUAACGCAGCCAAGCGCCUUUAUCGCAACCUCUCUGAAAAGCUCAAGGGAAGCCACUCUUCGUUCGAGGAUGCCUACUUCUUUGGCCGUUCAGAUCGCAUCCGUAAAGUCUCGAAUGUGCAGAACAGCGAGGCUCUUUUUGAAGCAGUGGAGCAGCAGGACCUGGAUGCUGUGCAAAUCCUGCUGUUCCAGUACACAGCAGAGGAGCUGGAUCUCAACACGCCCAAUAGCGAGGGUCUUACCCCGCUUGACAUCUCCAUCAUGACCAACAAUGUGCCCAUCGCCAAGCUGCUGCUCAAAGCAGGGGCCAAGGAGAGUCCACACUUUGUGAGCCAGGAGAGCCGCGAGGCUCAUCUCUCAGCACUGGUGCAGGAGGCUCAGAGGAGGGCGAGCGAGCUUUCGACACAGGUGAUGAGAGAGAGCCUCAGUCUAGACACCUCAGACAAGGAGAAGCAGCUCAAGGCCUGGGAGUGGAGGUGUAAGCUCUACAAGCGAAUGCGCACUGGUUUCGAGCAUGCACAGGUUCCAGAGGCUCCGUCAUCUGUGCAUCUAACUGUAAGCAGCAGCACAUCCCUCAUUGUCACGUUCCAGGAGCCGUCCAGCAUGAAUUCAGCUGUGGUUACAAAAUACAAAGUGGAGUGGAGCUGUCUGAAAGAUUUCUCUUUGUUAGCGGGAGAACAAAUCCUUGAGAAUCUUCAGUCUCUGAAGUACACAAUAUCAGCACUUACUACGGGAAUGAAAUACUACGUCCAGGUAUCUGCCUACAACAUGAAGGGCUGGGGACCAUUACAACCCUCUACACCUUCUUGUGCUAAUCCCUCCAACUGGAAGGAGAGCGAUGGUAGGGAGUCCCGGAGGAGAGGCCACAUUGAGGCCAUGGAGAGGCUGCUCCAGCAGGUCCGCGCCACACACCAGCACUACAGCUGUGGAGACCCAUCAAAGCUGCAGAACCCCAGUCGCAAGCAGUCAGUCUCAAGAAGUCUAAAACAUCUCUUUCAUUCCUCCACUAAAUUUGUCAAAUCUCUCAAAAGAGGGAUCUACAUAGCCGCAGUGUUUUAUCAUAAGGACUGUCUGCUGGUAACUAAUGAGGAUCAGUUACCCAUCGUGGAGGUGGAGGACUCCUACAGCAAUUCCCUCAUGCAGGACUUUCUGUGGUUUACCAAGCUUUCGUGUAUGUGGGAGGAUGUUCGAUGGCUAAGGCAGAGCAUGUCUAUUUCCACCUCCUCCUCAUCUACGCUGCAGUCCAGGCAGAAGAUGCUGGCAGCCGCCGGCCAUCUGCAGAACCUUUUGGGCACACACAAUUUGGGCCGGGUCCAUUAUGAGCCCAUUAAGGACCGGCAUGGCAACGUGCUGCUAGUGACGGUGAGGGAGAUGGAGAGCUUCUACUCUUUCUUCAAUGGGAAGUGGAUGCAGGUAUCCAAAUUGCAGAGCCAGAGGAAGUCUCUGUCUACUCCAGAGGAGCCCUACGCCCUGGACAUUCUACUCAUCACUAUACAGGACAUCUUGGCGUAUCAGCGGCGCAGUCAGCACCGUCUCGCUCCUGGUUUGUAUCUGGGCUACCUGAAGCUCAGCAGCUCUGUGGAUCAGAUCAAGGUGCUGGUUCCUCAACGUACACCCAGCAUGCUCUGCCAUGCCAAAAUACGAGACAACUGGAAUGUCUCCAGGGAAGAGUGGGAAUGGCUGAAUAGUCUGUCUGGCCCUGAGGAGGUGGAAAGAGCAGAUCAGGCAGCAGACUGCCACGCUCCCGUGCUCUUCUCCGAACUUCAGACAGCCAUUAAGAAUCUGCUGCGCCAGAUUAAUCUACCUCUUCACCAGGCCAAGCACUUCCGUCUCUACACACAGGAGGUGCUCGAGUUGGGUCACAAUGUGUCCUUUCUUCUGCUGCUGCCUGCCUCAGACGCUGUGUGCACUGCCCCGGGCCAGACCAAUCCCUACACACCCCACUCAGGCUUCCUCAACCUCCCUCUUCAAAUGUUUGAGCUCGUUCACUUCUGUGCAUACAAGGAGAAGUUUAUUAACCUGUACUGCCGUCUGUCCUCCGUGCUGGACUUGGAUGCCUUGAUCACCCAGCAGGCUUUGAGAGAAGCAAUCACUGACGCUGAACUCUCCAUUGCUAAACAGAGACACCAGCAUAUCCUUGACUACAUUCAGCAAAUGGAUGAAAUGUGGCGGGAUAUCCGAUGGAUCACUGAUGCCCUGCAGUAUGCCCGCUAUAAGCAGCCUUUGGGUGGAGUACCCAUUACAUGGCUGGUAGAUCCCAGCACAGAACCUGUAACACAAAAGUUUGACUCGACCUCCUCCAACACGGACUACCUGCCUACUCCUUCUCCCUCACCUGAGCUGAGAAGAAAGGCUACAAGUGAUUCUCAGCUAGUUUCAGAUGAAGAGGGCUGUUCUGAGGUCUUCCUUCCAACAGACAGCGACUACGACUCCAGUGAUGCUUUUAGCCCACGCGAUCUAGACCUGGUCUACUCUUCAGCCCAGGAUCUAUCCCAUCAGACUGUGCACGCACUAAGUGGUAGUGCCCCUGAUGUACUCCAAAUGCACGAGCUUAAACCCAGCGCCUGCUCUAUAGCCAUGCUUGAGACCGAGUCCUGCACUAAAGACCUAGAGGACCUGUCUCUAUCUAAUUACUCCAGCAAAUCGUCGGAGAAGACAUCCCGCUACAAGCGUAAGCUGGUCUCGAGGAGUCAGCCACAGAGAAGCUGCUUUAGUGGAUCACAUAGAUGGCUGAGGGCCCAGAGUGAGAACCAGACAACCACACUUUCAGAGGGGGUUUAUACCAGACAGAGUGAUCUGGACCUGCCUUUGGAGCUUCCUGUGUCUUUCCCAUACACUUCUUCCUAUAGCAUAGAUGAGUGGAAGAGGGCGAACAAGGAGAGCAAGCCCAACGUGCACAGAAUCUUUGUGGAGUCCUGCAGUACAACCUCACCCAAAAAAGACAGCACUCAGUGGCCGGAGGAGGAAGAAGAUGGGCAUGGGGGACCUGGUGUAACAGAGAAGACACCUCAGGAAAUGGACUCUGAUGACCAAACAAACGAGCAGGUUUCUGAAGUACUUAGCAGCACGCUCUAG
Molecule: messenger RNA, 3199 nt
Organism: Trichomycterus rosablanca
Lineage: Eukaryota; Metazoa; Chordata; Actinopteri; Siluriformes; Trichomycteridae
Gene: ankfn1a
Product: ankyrin repeat and fibronectin type III domain containing 1
Exons: 18
Coding region: 62-3199 (1045 amino acids)
Biological process (GO): establishment of mitotic spindle orientation; regulation of establishment of bipolar cell polarity
Cellular component (GO): spindle
Molecular function (GO): protein binding
Source: RefSeq, a predicted model, not a curated record